AUGGCAGAAUUGUUACUAGAUCCUCAUAUUAGAUUCUGGGUCUUUCUCCCAAUAGUGGUCAUCACUUUCUUAGUUGGUAUUGUGAGACACUAUGUGUCUAUAAUCUUAUCGUCACAAAAGAAAAUUGAACUACUUCAGGUUCAAGACAGUCAAGUAAUGAUUAGAGCUCGCCUGCUUCGGGAGAAUGGUAAAUAUCUGCCUAGACAGUCAUUCGCCAUGCGUAGACAUUGGUUCAACAAUGAGGAGACCGGAUAUUUUAAGGUUCAAAAACGGGCAGCCGCUUCGCAGAAUCCUAUGACAGACCCUGGCAUGAUGACUGAUAUGUUGAAAGGCAAUGUUACUAACGUUUUGCCCAUGAUUGUUAUUGGAGGGUGGAUCAAUUGGAUGUUUAGUGGUUUCCUUACAACCAAAGUACCGUUCCCCUUGACUCUGCGUUUCAAACCAAUGCUGCAGAGAGGAGUAGAGCUGGCCUACUUGGAUGCAUCAUGGGUUUCUUCUGCUUCUUGGUACUUCCUCAAUGUAUUUGGUCUGAGAACUAUAUAUGCCUUGGUUCUUGGAGAAAAUAAUGCUGCUGAUCAGUCAAAAGUGAUGCAGGAGCAAAUGUCAGGUGCCGCAAUGGCUAUGCCUCCCGAUCCAAAGGCUGCCUUCAAAGCAGAGUGGGAGGCAUUAGAAAUAACUGAACACAAGUGGGCACUUUCCAAUGUGGAAUCAGAUCUGCUCUCCAUUACAGAAGACAAGAACUAA
Molecule: messenger RNA, 744 nt
Organism: Chilo suppressalis (striped riceborer)
Lineage: Eukaryota; Metazoa; Arthropoda; Insecta; Lepidoptera; Crambidae
Source: the annotation of a GenBank genome assembly